Messenger RNA from Juglans microcarpa x Juglans regia, 1041 nucleotides. RefSeq lists its product as uncharacterized. Gene Ontology annotation, molecular function: zinc ion binding; nucleic acid binding. The record is from RefSeq and is a predicted model, not a curated record. Bases 1 to 1041 code for a protein of 346 amino acids. NCBI's taxonomy places the organism in Eukaryota, Viridiplantae, Streptophyta, Magnoliopsida, Fagales, Juglandaceae. The transcript has a single exon.
AUGGCACCUCGUGGAAGAAGACCACGCGUACCCCCGUUUGAGAGCAAUACUGUACAAGAUGAUAAUUCAGAAGUACUCGCUGCUGCAGCCACACGUUUCUUUCAAAGGAUGGUCAAUGGUGAUAUGGUGGUAGGUAGAACCACACAAGUAGGAUGCACAUUAGAACAGUUCUCCCACCAGCACCCACCUACUUUCGAUGGCAGAUUGAAUUCCUUAGAUGCGGAAAGCUGGAUUGAACGCAUGGAGCAGAUUUUGGAAGUGCUCUACUGCACGGAUGAUCAGAAGGUGAAAUAUGCCACUUACCAUUUGACUGAAAUGGCAAACAAAUGGUGGAAGUCGACUCGGGCUUUGGUUCAGUUGGAAUUAGGGGAAGCAGUCCCCAUUUCUUGGGAGCAUUUCAAGAGAAUCUUUCUGGAUCACUUUUUCCCACGAACUCUUCAAGAGUCGAGAGCUCGCCAAUUUAUAGACCUUACUCAAGGAUCAAUGACGGUAGCACAGUAUGCUACAACAUUCAUGGAGCUUUCCCGUUUUGCCAGUUACUUAAUUCCAAAUGAGGAAAAGAAAGCUGAAAAGUUUGAGCGCGGUCUGAAUCGCAGGAUUAGGGAGCGUGUACGUACUCUCAGGAUUCGGAAUUUCACGGAACUAGUCACCCGUGCUACUAUUGCUGAAGAAGACAUUCAAGAAAGUAUCGAUUACAAUAAUCAAAGAAAGCGACAGCAGCAGCAACAACUCCAACCAGCAUCACAUGGGGAUAAGAGGCAAUGCCAGAAUAAUGGACAACGGCCACGACAGGGCGAGACAGGAUGGCUCCCCAUGUGUGGGAAGUGUAGUAAGAGGCAUGCAGGGAAAUGUUUGAUGGGAACCGGAGCAUGUUUCAAAUGUGGGAAUGAAGGACACCAUCUUCGAGAUUGUCCUGGGAAGAACAUAGCUACUACUCAAGCUACAAGAGAUGGACAGAAGUAUAUGGCACCAGCUCGAGUUUUCUCCUUGGCACAGUUGCGUGGCACCAAUGCGCCCGUCAAUGAGAACACAGGUAACUAA